AUGGCAACAUCUAUUCACAGUGGCAAUUCGAGCCGACACCAAUACAAUGCGGCAGUGGAAGGGUUAAGAGAAACCGAGUUUCCAAUGAUUAAAGGUUCUAUAUAUCUUGAUCAUGCUGGCUCAACAUUAUGCUCAAAGUCCUUGAUGGACUCUUUCGCUCAUGAGAUGACCACUGUUCUUUACGGCAACCCCCAUUCCGCUUCACAGUCCUCACAACAAUCGACAUCACGCGUUGAAGAUGCUCGAAUGAAUUUAUUGACUUUCUUCGGUGCAGACCCAGCUGAGUAUGAUGUGGUGUUUGUCGCCAAUGCUACUGCUGGCGUAAAGUUGAUUGUGGAUGCUAUGAGAACUCAACCACAAGGCUUCCAAUAUGCCUAUCACCAGGCCUGCCAUACCAGCCUGGUCGGAGUUCGGGAAGAAGCUGUUGCUAGUAUAUCUAUCGACAACAACGAUGUUAGUUCAUGGUUGCGAGGACAAUCCCCGUUCCAAGACAUGAAGAACUCAUCACCAACAACCCUUUUUGCCUACCCUGCCCAAUCUCACAUGGACGGAAAGAGAUAUCCUUUAAGCUGGACAAAACACAUACAAACAACACCACAGAACACUGGGCACCGAAUACUUACACUUCUGGACGCAUCUUCGUUUGUUGCCACAUCUCAUCUUGAUUUGAGCAACUCCCAAAUCUCACCCGACUUCACUGUUCUAAGUUUGUACAAGAUAUUUGGAUUCCCCGAUCUAGGUGCUUUGCUAGUAAAGCGCUCUUCAGAAUGGGUGUUUAAUAACCGAAAAUACUUUGGAGGUGGCACUGUCGACAUGGUUGUUUCUGGAAAGGAAAAGUGGCAUGCUCCGAAAUCAUAUUCUCUCCACGAGCGACUAGAGGAUGGGACGCUACCUUUUCAUAAUAUAGUGGCACUUGACAUCGCCAUGAAAGUACACCAAAAGCUUUUCGGGUCAAUGGAUCAAGUCAGUUCACAUACUUCAUACCUCGGUCAACGAAUGCUUCAAGGGUUAAGCAACAUGCGCCAUGCCAAUGGCACGCCUGUUUGCGUGAUGUAUACAGCAACGUCUGGCGACGAAGAAGGUCUUGGAAAUGGCCCAAUUAUUUCUUUCAAUCUAAGGAAUAGCCACGGUGCUUGGAUUAGUCUGGCUGAGUAUGAAAAGCUUGCGAAUCUGAAAAAUAUUCAUAUCCGAACAGGUGGACUCUGUAGUCCAGGAGGCAUUGCCUCAGCACUUGACCUACAACCUUGGGAAAUGAAGAACAAUUUCUCGGCAGGCUUUCGUUGCGGAACAGACAAUGAUAUUAUGUCUGGCAAGCCAACGGGUGUCAUUCGAGCAAGUUUAGGAGCUAUGAGCACCGAGGCAGAUGUUGACAACUUUGUUGCAUUCAUUGAUGAAUUCUAUCGAGAAAGCACAUUAUCGACCGUCUCAUCGCACUUAACCCUCCCAAAUUCAACUGUCACACCGCAAUCGCCCACGCUAAAGGUUAAUAGCAUGACUAUUUACCCUAUUAAGAGUUGCUCUGGCUAUUCUAUCCCUUGUGGGGUACCUUGGGAAGUUCGUCCCGAAGGUUUGGCUUGGGACCGUGAAUGGUGUUUGGUACAUCACGGUUCAGGGCAUGCCUUAAGCCAAAAACGAUGUCCAAAAAUGGCUCUCUUGCGACCGAUAUUGGAUUUCGAUAAAGGCGAACUGGUUAUCACAUAUCAUGGCAAGGGGCAUAAUGAUCAGCAACAGCGGAUAUCCAUACCACUAUCUGCGAACCCUUCUGUCGUUGAUUUAAACUUGAACAAAGGAUCCUCGAGGGUAUGUGGUGAGAAGGUAACCACACAGAUAUACACGUCCGAAAAGAUCAACUCCUUUUUCUCCGCUGUGCUAGGGGUGCCUUGUGUCCUAGCACGUUUCCCCCCAGGUGGAUCGGGCUUGAAAAGUCGCCUUUCGAAAGCCCAGAUACAAAGAUAUCAGCAACCGAGCAGGCUCCAUACUAUACCAGGCUCUUUCCCAGACGUGCCUUCGCCCCCUGACUCGGAUACUGAACAGCAAAAGGCAUCAAAGAUACUCCUCUCAAACGAGAGCCCUAUCUUGAUGAUCCACAGCUCGAGUGUGGAUGCUCUGAAUCAGGAGAUCACCAAUUAUGGUGGGAACCCUGCAGAAGAUAAAUCUUUCAGAGCAAAUAUCGUUCUUGGACAAGCUCAUGGUUUUAAAGCCCUACCGGCCUUUUCCGAAGAUAGCUGGGAUUAUGUUCAUAUUGGCCUUCAGAGCUUCAAGCUUAUGGGUGCGUGCCGCAGGUGUCAAAUGGUUUGUAUAGACCAAGAUACUGGUGAAAAGAAAGAAGAGCCAUUUGUGACACUUGCUAAGACGAGACGGUUUGAUGGCAAAGUUUACUUUGGCGUACAUAUGCGCCAUGACACUUCUGCAUAUGGGGAUCUAACGAGCAAGGAAUCACAAUAUCCUACGAUCCAGGUUGGAGAUCCCGUAUCAGUGCAGCACCAUAGGUGA
Messenger RNA from Fusarium venenatum, 2493 nucleotides. RefSeq names its product pyridoxal phosphate-dependent transferase. NCBI's taxonomy places the organism in Eukaryota, Fungi, Ascomycota, Sordariomycetes, Hypocreales, Nectriaceae. The record is from RefSeq and is a predicted model, not a curated record. Gene Ontology annotation, molecular function: molybdenum ion binding; molybdenum cofactor sulfurtransferase activity; pyridoxal phosphate binding. Gene Ontology annotation, biological process: Mo-molybdopterin cofactor biosynthetic process.